GAAGCAGCUAUGGAGACCUAUGUUGAAAACAUAUAAUAAUAUUAAAUGUGCGAUAGAGAUGAUUGAAUACUAAAAAUAUUAGGGCUAUCGGCCAUGGAUUUACUGUUUUGGUAUUAGGAAGCAUUAGGGAGCGAUGACAAUGACAUGGUGGCUCUGUGUCCUUGUUUUCUGCGCUUUCAUUGUUCCACACACUUCCGCCAUUUAUUGUGAGGAAGACGAUUGUUACGAUCUUCUCGGGGUUACACAGUUCGCGGGUAGUGCAGAAAUCAAGAAGGCGUAUUACAAGCUUUCUCUUAAAUACCAUCCUGACAAGAAUCCCGAUCCAGAAGCCAGGAAACUUUUUGUCAAAAUAGCAAAUGCGUACGAGAUUCUUAAGGAUGAGGCUACAAGGGAGCAAUACGAUUAUGCUAUUGCCCAUCCAGAAGAGGUCUUCUAUAAUACGGCUCGCUACUAUCAGGCCUACUAUGGUCAUAAAACAGACCUUCGAGCUGUUCUGGGUGGCCUCCUCCUUGUUUUGUCAGGGUUUCAAUAUUUGAAUCAGUGGACUAGAUACAAACAGGAGAGUUUGGUGUGGAGAUUUGGAGGUUUUCAGAGGCAUUUUUCCCACAUCUAUACUGGCGUGGGUUUACAUCAUUUCUUGGUAGUGAGUAUGGUUAAAAAGACACCAGCCUACAAGAAUAAGUUGAAAGCAUUGGAACUUGAACGUAAAGGAGGGAUGGAAAACAAGAGAAAAGGAAUGAAACAAAAGAACAAAGAAGAUAUAGAUGUGGAGCUUAGCAAGGAGCUUGAAUUACAAAUUGAAGGAGCUGAGAAGCCAUCGUUUUGGAAGCUGUUUGGUACUCAAUUUUUGUUGCUUCCAUACACUAUUGGGAAGUUACUUAUGUGGGUAGGAUGUUGGUUUUGGAGGUAUCGUAUAAGGUGUUUGCCCUAUACAUGGAACGAUGCUUGCUAUUUAACACGAGAAUGCCUUGGCCUACAUCUUGAGACAUGGAUUUCCAUGGUUUUUUGUUUAUUUUACUUUCAGACGAAUCAGCGAAAGAGGAUCUCGUUAACAAGCGCGUAUGGAUAAAGCAAAACAUGGAACACUAUCGUUUGGAAUUGAAGAAAGAAGUUAAGCGUAGAAGAUAAUGAAGUGCAAGCAGAUGCGAUGAUUGUUGCUUUCUUUUCUUUUUUGUGUUUGCAUUUGCUAAAACAUACUGAUUUUCAAUAUAUUCUAAUUUAAACAUAAUUUAUCUAAUAGUUUUUCUUGUUUCCAUUUAUCUGGAGGCAUCUUAUAUGCAUCAAUGAUAUGUUGACAUGAACAUGGAAAUAAAGGGAUUCGGUAGCAUUGAUGCA
This is a messenger RNA of Cryptomeria japonica (Japanese cedar), 1335 nucleotides long. Its product is annotated as dnaJ protein ERDJ7. NCBI's taxonomy places the organism in Eukaryota, Viridiplantae, Streptophyta, Pinopsida, Cupressales, Cupressaceae. The transcript has 11 exons. Gene Ontology annotation, cellular component: endoplasmic reticulum membrane. The record is from RefSeq and is a predicted model, not a curated record. Gene Ontology annotation, biological process: protein folding. Bases 134 to 1069 code for a protein of 311 amino acids.